AUGUUAUCGUUUGCACUAGCACAGAGAAAAGCAAGCAUUGGGAAACUGGAAAGUAUGUGGAUAGUAUAAUAGAGAAUAUAGAUAGCUAAGCGGACGACGUUUUUGUGAUUAACAUGGAUGUCUCAUGUACAUCCAGCCUUUGAAUAUGGGGGUGAAAAGUCUUGUUUGAAAUGAAAAACGCAGCAUUCUGUGCGGUGGCACGUUUGUGAUUUAACUCUUGCCAUCUUUAACGGUAUGAUUACGUUAAUGUGAUAUGAAGGUUUAUUUCUUUUGGUUUAUUUUUUAAGGUUCAGCGAAAGGUAGAGCAAAGCUAAGGCAAAAGAUGUCCGCUGAUCAGAAAAGUAUCGACAAAAAAAUAUUUAUGUUUAACGUAAUACAGCUUGCUGUACAUGGAAAUGAAACACCUCUCGACGAGUGUGCUGUGGUCGAUGGCAUGUUUCCUUGGACAAUCAAUGGUACAUAUACAGAAUAUAUUCUGUAAAUAUCUGUAGGUGUUGAUAAUUUAGUUGCGUGAAAGUUUGCACUUUGCCUAAUAUACUGUAUUCUUAAAAUUUAUUCCUAGACAUAUCUGUUCGUCUAAAAUGUAAAAUCAUGGACAAAUUUGAACAUUUAAAAAGACUGGACGAGGAGCUAAUUCUUAUUAAGAAAGAAAUGCUUCAGUAUUUAAAAUACUAUAAAGAUAUCGUUAUUUCCAAGUUGAAAACAGAAAUCAAAGACCUGGAGCGUAAUCUUAAUUCAGGUAUAAGAAAAACCGUCAUUUGAUUACUUUUCAAAUAUGGAGAUGUGUGAUGACAACGAGGCGAUAAACCGGGAUGUUUAAUUUUAACCACAUUCAGCCUGAUCCAAUGUUUAGAUGUGUCCAAACGUUACAUCUUGCAUACCAAUUGCUACUUUUAGAAAAAACCUGGAAAGGAUAAAACAUCCUUUCUGGUAUUUUAUUUUAUUUUGAAGCAGUCAUUCUUCUGACCUUUUUUGUAUGUAGAAGCAGCAUUAAUUGAAGAAGACCCCCCUGGAAGUCCGUCAGGCCAAGAUGUUGAGUCCGAGGUAUAAAUAAAAAUACAGCAUAUAUACAGAUACCAACAGCGUAUACUGCGCAAAGGAUUAUUCAACCUAACUGCGGAAAACAUUGAUUUAAUAGUUUAAGCCAUUCUAAUGAAGCCAUAAUGCGAUGAUCCCCUCUUAAAGGGACCGGAAUACCCAAAGUAAACUGGUAAUGAUGAAACACAAAAUUUAGACGUGAUAUACUCCCGCAUCUGAAAAGCUUCGGUGCAUGCAACUCUUUUUCUCGAUUUGUAAUUAUCAGGGGACUAAUUUACAUUCUAUUAUUUUGUUUCAGAAAUUCUUGUAUGUUUCUUCAUCCUGUAUGUCCCGACGUGUUAUCUUAGGUGAGAUGGCUUUACGUUAUAAGGGAAUACACUUUGCGAAGCAACAGCUGAACAGUGGGUCAAAGAAAUUUUCUAGUAUUUACAGUGGCGAUAUCCUACACACCAUUGUAAACAAUGACAGUGACGAUGACAGCAACUAUGACAAUGAAGACAAUGAUGAUAAUGAUUCAGACAACGAAAUGAUCAAUGAUAAUACAACUAUGGAUAAAUGA
Molecule: messenger RNA, 1597 nt
Organism: Paramuricea clavata
Lineage: Eukaryota; Metazoa; Cnidaria; Anthozoa; Malacalcyonacea; Plexauridae
Source: the annotation of a GenBank genome assembly